AUGGCGAUACGACAGCACGAGAUCUUGGAACGGCAGCGGCAACCGGAGAACAUUCAGUCGGAUUUUGCCGUACUUGGCGACCCUGAAUCGGCUGCGGCUGCAGGUUGCGGAAUCUGGGAGGAUCCAGCUGGACAGGGUCUUUCAGGCAUCCCCAAGUCGACCGACUGGACCUUCUCGACCCAGGACCUCCUGCCCGUCAUGGUCGCGCGACUCCAGGAUACACCCAACGUUGUUACCCGUCUCGAGAUCUACCACAAGGACAGAGCUCCUACCUGA
Messenger RNA from Linnemannia hyalina, 276 nucleotides. Lineage: Eukaryota; Fungi; Mortierellomycota; Mortierellomycetes; Mortierellales; Mortierellaceae. The record is from the annotation of a GenBank genome assembly.